Symbiodinium necroappetens is the source of this 252-nucleotide messenger RNA. NCBI's taxonomy places the organism in Eukaryota, Dinophyceae, Suessiales, Symbiodiniaceae. The record is from the annotation of a GenBank genome assembly.
AUGGAGGCCUUCCGCGAUGCCAUCGCGCAGUUCAGAGCUGGGCGCGUCCUGGACUCCUGCCCUGCCUGGGGGUGUUCCUCGAUCGAUUCCGAUGCGGAGGCCACACGAGGUAAAUCACGAGGAAACGUCACCGGAGGCUACAUCGCUGUAAUGCCAAUGGUCGAGGAGAUCGGUUGUGGCCCCUGGACGCCGCUGGUAGAGCUUUGCUUGCAGAACGGCGCCUCCAAGGUUCUAGCCUUGGAGGCCUCCAAG